GAAGUAUUAUAAAUAAAGCUUUUUGUAUUCGGAUGUAUUGACAAUUUCUGUUAUAAACCUGAAAUGUUCUGUUGCAAAUCGCUUUGAGUAUUAUGUAUUUGUCUGCAUAGUGGUCAGCACAUGCUGACCUGAAGACAUUUUGAUCAUUUUACCAAAGAAAUGGACUUCCUUCAAGCCGAAAUAGACAGAAAAGCAAAACAGCUCAAGCAAAAUAAAGUCACUUCGGAAAAGAAGUAUUUUCGUCGGGGUGACCUGGAAAAGCAGAAAGCAGAGGAAUAUCAUAAGAAACAAGAGGAAAGACGUUUAGCAAAGCUUGGAAAGCAUGGUAUAAAAGAUGACCAAGGAAAUUCCUCUGACAUUUUUGCGAAGAAAAGAAAGAAGAGCGAAGAUGAAGCUGCAGCUUUGAACCUUCUUCCAAAAGAUGAGGUUAUUCGGCGUCUUAGAGAAAGGGGAGAACCAAUCAGAUUGUUUGGUGAAUCAGACCAAGAAACAGCAAAGAGAUUGAAGUUGCUGGAGAUGCUGGCUCCAGACAUUAAUAAAGGUCUGAGAAAUGACUUUCGUGAAGCAAUGGAGCAGGUUGACCAAGAUUAUCUCGAUGACAUACUAAAACAACAACAGGGUGCUAACAGUGAAGAUGUGGAACAAGAGAACAACAUCAAGGUUAAAAAUGAUGGCACAACCUUUGAAAGCAUCCAGGAGAUGGCAGCAAAAUUUGCCAAAGGCGACAAAGGUUUCGACCAAGAGGUCAUCUACAAGUUUUUAAAAUUCCUCAUGGAUCUGUGGGCUACAGAUUUAAAUGAUCGACCAUUGGAAGUGAAGAGAAGCAUUGAGGGGAAAAUGGCAAUGGCCACUCAUCGACAGACCGAACGAUAUCUGAAACCUCUUCUUCGUAAACUUAAAGCAAAGGCAACACCGUCUGAUAUUUUAGAUUUCCUCAUCGAGAUCAUCGGUGCUUUACUGGAACGCGAAUAUGUUAAGGCAAACGAUUCCUAUCUCCAAAUGGCCAUAGGCAACGCCCCUUGGCCCAUUGGAGUCACCAUGGUUGGAAUUCACGCCCGAACAGGGAGAGAGAAAAUCUUCGCUCAACACGUUGCCCAUGUGCUUAACGACGAAACGCAACGAAAGUAUAUCCAAGCCUUGAAAAGAUUGAUGACUUUCUGCCAGAAGAAAUUCGAAGCAGAUCCUUCAAAAAGCGUCGAAUAUCACGCCGUGUAGGAUACAACAGCCGAAAACUCAAGCGCUUUCUGGUGCAUGGGUAGUAUGUUUUCGAUAGUUUACUAUGUUGGGCAAUUAAUGAAGACGUUACUUUGUGUUUUGCAAGGUUUAAUUUUGCAAAGAAACUAUAACAACCUCUUUACAGACUUUGAAAUAUCACCAUCCAGUGGACAAGCAGUGUUAUCCUUGAGUAUAACUUUCUUGUUGGCCAUUUCAAGCGUGUUUCUUGUGCGGAUACGGAUUUACACGUAAAAGAAACUGAUAAGUGCAUGUGUUUAUUUGAAAAUAUAUAACUUCGAUGAAAGGUUACACGGUAGCUAAAUAAUUUUAAGACUGGUAUUCCUUUUAAAAAAAAAUUACAGCGAAUAAAUAAAUUUCAUACAACUGUUAGGUCAAACCUA
Messenger RNA from Xenia sp. Carnegie-2017, 1616 nucleotides. Its product is annotated as pre-mRNA-splicing factor 18-like. NCBI's taxonomy places the organism in Eukaryota, Metazoa, Cnidaria, Anthozoa, Malacalcyonacea, Xeniidae. The coding region runs from base 160 to 1215 and encodes 351 amino acids. Gene Ontology annotation, biological process: RNA splicing; generation of catalytic spliceosome for second transesterification step. Gene Ontology annotation, cellular component: U5 snRNP; U2-type post-spliceosomal complex; U4/U6 x U5 tri-snRNP complex. The record is from RefSeq and is a predicted model, not a curated record. The transcript has 13 exons.